AUGCGAAUACCCCUCUCUCGUGCUGCUGUGCAAACACUAUAUGGCAGAUCGAUGACAAGGAGACAAUUUUCCUCCUCAAGAGCAUUGAAUACCGACUUCACACAUGCUGUCAUCGGAGGAGGAGUGGUGGGCCUCGCCAUCGCUCGUCAGCUAGCCUCGAGAACAGGAACAUCGACAAUUCUCAUUGAACGCCACGGCGCUAUGGGAACGGAAACGAGCAGCCGGAAUUCAGAGGUAAUCCACGCGGGUCUAUAUUACGGCCCAAACAGCUUAAAAACCGCGCUGUGCGUCCGCGGCAAACAUCUCCUCUAUGAACUCUGCACUGCCCAGAACAUCCCACAUCGCAAGACCAAGAAAUGGAUCGUUGCGCAAGACGCCCAACAAAUGGACGAGCUAGAACGGCUUCAUGAAUUCUCCAAAACCAUUGACGUCCCUACCCACUUUCUCUCGAGACGGGAAAUCGAAGCAGGUGAGCCUGACGUCCGCGCCGAAGCCGGCGUCCUAGAAUCUCCCACCACAGGAAUCGUCGAUUCCCACGCCCUCAUGACAUAUCUGGACGGCAGCCUUGACGAGCGCGGUGGCGACUCGGUCCUCUACACAACUGUCACCAAAAUCGAGCCCCUCUCGAAUGGCAAGCAAGGAUAUUCCAUCACCACGCGCUCCCGCGACGGCGCUGGUGGUGAAGACGUGAUCACCACAGAAACACUGAUCAACUCCGCCGGCCUCAGCGCCGUCGACAUGAGCAACAUGCUCCUCCCGCCUGAGCGGCACAGGAGCCCCUUCUACGCCAAGGGCAGCUACUUCAGCUACGCCUCUGGCCAUCCAAAGCCCAAGACACUCCUGUACCCGGCACCUGUCCCUGGCCUAGGCGGCCUCGGCACCCAUCUCACCCUCGAUAUGGCAGGGCGUAUCCGCUUCGGCCCGGACGUCGAAUGGGUUGACGACCCUACGGACCUGUCCCUCAAUCCAGCCCGCCUCGAACAAGCCAUCAAUAUGAUUCAGACGUAUCUACCGGGUAUAAACCCCGACGCCAUCAACUUGGAUUACUGCGGCAUACGACCGAAAUUAGGCCGGUCGAGCGGGACAUACGGCAAAGACGGGAAAGGGUUUGCGGAUUUCUAUAUCUGUGAAGAAGAAGGAUUUAAGGGAUUCGUUAAUUUGCUGGGCAUUGAAAGUCCCGGGUUGACGAGUGCGUUGGCGAUUGCCGAGAUGGUCGAGGACGUCCUUUAUGGAGAGAAGGUCAAAGUCUAG
Messenger RNA from Rhinocladiella mackenziei CBS 650.93, 1251 nucleotides. RefSeq lists its product as uncharacterized. Gene Ontology annotation, molecular function: (S)-2-hydroxy-acid oxidase activity; (S)-2-hydroxyglutarate dehydrogenase activity. The coding region runs from base 1 to 1251 and encodes 416 amino acids. Gene Ontology annotation, cellular component: mitochondrion. The transcript is spliced from 3 exons. NCBI's taxonomy places the organism in Eukaryota, Fungi, Ascomycota, Eurotiomycetes, Chaetothyriales, Herpotrichiellaceae. The record is from RefSeq and is a predicted model, not a curated record.